AUGCGGGGUCCACAGCUCUCCCUCUUUUAUGAGCUUGAAGCCUUCCACAACAUCAUUUCUCUCAAACUAGCCAUUGGGGAAGACCGUGAUAACUCUCUCUCUUCCCUCUCCCGCCCAACCCCUCCCCUCCUUCCACCUUCUUUCAAAACCCUAAGCCCUCCCCGCCAAAACAUUAUCCCCAACCCGCAUUCUCACAAAAACCCCAACUUCGAGUCCCUCAAGAACCGUCAGAUCCGCCAACUCGACGUGGGCCACCUCAACCAUGCACUCUCCUCCCUUGAUCUCAUGACCCUGCAAAACGCCCCACCAGACCUCACCACCUACUCCAUCCUCCUCAAGUCCUGCAUCCGAUUCCGCAACUUCCAACUCCGGAAACUCGUCCACCGGAAGCUAAUUCAGUCUGGACUUGAGCUCGACUCGGUUGUGUUGAACACUCUGAUCAGCUUGUACUCCAAACGUGGCGACACCGCAACCGCUAGGUUGAUUUUUGAGGGAAUGGAAAAUAAGAGAGACUUGGUUUCAUGGAGUGCGAUGGUCUCAUGUUUUGCGAUUAACAGCAUGGAGUUGCAAGCAAUUUGGACAUUUUUUUAUUUUCUCGAAUUGGGUUUUUACCCAAAUGAGUAUUGCUUUGUGGUCGUGAUUCGGGCUUGUUCAAUAGUUGGGGAGAUAAUUUAUGGGUUUGUGGUUAAAACCGGGUAUUUUGCUGCUGAUGUGUGUGUUGGGUGUGAAUUGAUUGAUGUGUUCGUGAAGGGUAGUGGUGACUUGGGCUCAGGUUAUAAGGUGUUCGAGAAAAUGCCAGAGAGAAAUUUGGGUACUUGGACUUUGAUGAUAACUAGAUUUGCGCAAUUGGGUUGUGCCAGAGAUGCGAUUGAAUUGUUUUUGGAUAUGGAAUUGAGUGGUCAUGCACUGGAUCGGUUUACAUAUGGUAGUGUCCUUUCUGCUAGUACAGUGUCAGGAUUGUUAGCACUAGGGAAGCAAUUGCAUUCCCAAGUUAUACGUUUGGGAUUGGCUUCAGAUGUUUGUGUUGGUUGUAGCUUGGUGGACAUGUAUGCAAAGUGUACAGCAGAUGGGUCCGUGGAUGAUUUGAGGAAGGCAUUUGAUCGGAUGCCUGAGCAUAAUGUUAUGUCUUGGACCGCAAUUAUCACAGCAUAUGUGCAAAUUGGAGAGUGUGAUAAGGAAGCUAUUGAACUUUUCUGCAAGAUGAUAUCUGGCCGUGUACAGCCUAAUCAUUUCUCAUUUUCAAGUGUUCUCAAGGCAUGUGGAAACCUUUCUGAUCCUUAUAAACAUGCUUUAAGGGAAAUGGAGAAAUUUAUUAGAUAAUUCAAGGUGAAUACAGAAGACUACCCUCGGUCCAAGGGUGCCAAGGAACUGCCUCUGGCUAAAACAUUACCUUGGUACAUAUAUGGAUCUUACAGAAGCACUAACCCUUGCAUCUAAACCAAUCAACCACAAAGUAUUACAGGACAGAGAAUGAGAGUAGCUAUUGCGAGGCACUACCUUCCCUCCAAGCUGAUCGUCAUUGUCGCAUUUCGUGAAGAAAUUGGUACCCCAACUGGAUUGUUCAUAUGAUCCUCAACUGACAUCUCCCUGGAGUAUAGAGUAGGCCUGGGGGGCAUUUGCAGGAGUUCAACUUCACCUUCUAGCAUCUCCAAUGCCUUGCUCAUUGAAGGACGAUCCGUGGGAUUCAUCUGUACACACCAUAAUGCAACUAUGACUAUCUUCCGUAUAUACUUGUGUUCGUCCUCAGUGGCAUCUCCAAUUUCCAUGUCUUCUCCUUGAUCUAUUCGAUCAUAAAUCCAUGACGGGAAGUAUGUUUGGCUUUGCUCUAGACAUGUAUUUGCAUGCUUCCUUUUUUCCCACCAUUUCCAUUAAUAACAUUCCAAAACUAUACACAUCAGCUUUAUAUGAAACACCUCCAAUGUUCUUGUAGAAUAAUUCUGGAGCAAUAUAUCCUAAUGUUCCUCGA
Messenger RNA from Vitis vinifera (wine grape), 1966 nucleotides. RefSeq names its product pentatricopeptide repeat-containing protein At3g49170, chloroplastic. Gene Ontology annotation, molecular function: RNA binding; protein binding. The record is from RefSeq and is a predicted model, not a curated record. Gene Ontology annotation, biological process: RNA modification. NCBI's taxonomy places the organism in Eukaryota, Viridiplantae, Streptophyta, Magnoliopsida, Vitales, Vitaceae.